GGAUUUUGUCAAUUUUGCACCAUUACUAUACCACCAUAAUUUUAUGGGACGGGACGUGUAAACGCUUGCCCGAGGCGGUUUUGUUACGAAUCGCAGCGAGAUCGUAAGUGAGUGUUGCAGACAAUGAAGGAAGUGGCUUUGACGUAAUUUUGCAUGCUUGAAAAGUUGUCCACUGCUUUUCAGUUGAUAACGCUUUUCAGAAUGCCCUUAUACCGUUUUCUGUUCUUUCAGCGUUCGAGCCCUUGACUGGGCAUGACGACUUCGUAGGUUUCUUGAUAAAACUUCAUAGCAAAAAUAACUUCAUCAGUCCAAUUUAAACUCUCAAUGGUUUUUUCUUUAUUUUUGCUUCCUCAAAAAUUGCGAAUAAUGAUUUUUGCAGCAAAUUUAAAGCAAGAUUUUUUAAAAUCUAGCCGCUUGUAGCCCUGCUCCCAGUUCGCCCCGUACAAUGUAAACCGAUCCCCUAAGCAGAAAAAUUUGGAACAGUGCCAGUCUAAAAACUUAUUCGCGAACUGUAAUGGUACAAAGUAGCAUAUGAGCACUAAGUUUCAGCAUACUUUAAUUAUAAAUCCUUUUUUGAUUCUACAGUUCUGUAUCGCUUCCCAUAUUGCUUGCUUUUCACUCGGUAAAAUCCAAGCUAACGUAGAUUAUUUCUACACACAAAAGGAAGCUUUAGAUUUCACAAGAAUUUGAUUGUUUAUAGAAAUCCAAAGCUUUCUUCAAAGUCUUUUUACAUUUGUCCUUGGCACUAGGAAGACAGAAUAGACUAUGUUUUCCUUAUCCAAUAUCUCGGAUUGUUUCAUACAAGUUUGGUGUUAUCCUGGAAUUGACAAAAGUUAAGGAAUCAAAUCCUUUUUUGUGUAUCAUCUGGAUUAAGGAGAAUCUACCAUGAUGCACCAGCUUUGAUUUUUACUGUGUGUCUACAGAUAACCUCUAUGUCAAAUGUUUACGCUUUUUGUGCAAACUUGACAAAGGGAAACCCGAGGAUUUUGAAAAAUCCACAGACAAUGCAUUGCUCCACUUUUUCUACCAUGUUGUUUUUUACUGUAAUCAGCAAAACGUGCAUAUUUAAAAAAUUUGAGAUAAAGAUUCUUAUAUAAUCCUUAUUGUGCAAUAUUUAGUUAUAAUGUUCUCGAACAGGUGUUUAUUUGAUAAGCACUUUAUGUUUGUUGUAUAAUACACAAUAUGAUAUAACAUAAAGCAACACUGUUACCUUCUUUCAUAAUUUAUUUAAUGAUUCUAAAAGUCUUGCGUAGGCAGUAGGUUUUGGUUUAAUGUAAAUAAAACUCUGUUUCAAGGAUAAGAAAACGAAACACGAUUUUACAAUAGGAAAAUCAAUUUGGGGAAAAAAUCCUUGUUCGUCGCGCGAAACUUUGCAUAUGUGCAUUUCUUUUGAAAGGAAACGAACUCGUUAGCUCUUUGGCUAAAGAAUGGUGAUACUAAAGAAAAAGAAAAAUCACCUGAACGUUUUUUCAGCUACAGAUAUAGCAACUCACAUAUAGCACCAGCUAAAGGAACUCAAGAAAAAAGGACGAAAAAGAAAAGAUGGAGGAUGGCUUCAAAAUUGAUGUAUCGAUUCAUAGCCAGACUGGGUACUUGUUUGGGAAGAAUGGGCAAUCAGACCAACAAGGCAAUUGAUGCACCUCUUAAAUCAAACUCGGAAGCGGUCCAGUUGAGUAAAGUCUCCUUGAAAGAAGUCAAAAAUGACGACGCCGCUGAAACGCAAGAGAAUGGACAUAUGGGACUACUCAAUUCAGAUGAGCAAAUCCCUGAACGCGAAACAUGGAGUAAAAAAAUUGAAUUCAUUCUUGCAUCGAUAGGAUACGCUGUUGGCUUGGGCAAUGUCUGGAGGUUUCCAUAUCUGGCCUUUCAAAAUGGUGGUGGCGCUUUCCUCGUUCCGUAUUUUACAAUGCUUUUAUUGUGCGGCAUGCCGUUGUUUUGUAUGGAACUCUCAAUAGGCCAAUAUUUCAGUCUGGGCCCAGUGACAUCAUGGAGUGCUCUGUGCCCCAUAGCCAAAGGUGUUGGGUUUGGUGUUUUAAUGAUCUCCUUUCUAUGUACCAUAUACUACAAUGUGCUAGUAGCCUACGUGCUCUACUAUAUGUAUGAAUCAUUGAAGCUCGAUGUGCCUUGGAGACACUGCAACAAUUGGUGGAACACAAAAAACUGCGUUCAAGACUUCAAAGCGUUUAGGGAUAAUGCAAAGAACUGCAAGCCCCAGCUAAACUCGACCCAGUCAAGUAACUGGACAGCAAGCAGCAGCGACGCAUUAUCAACUGUAGCGCCACUGACAUCGUUCCUUGAAAACGAUACCAUCACAAAUGCAGUUAACCUGACGUCUAAUGUCACAACAACCUGUUCUGUAAAUCUGGAUAAUGUUAAUUCACCUAGCAAAGAAUUCUGGGAACGCUAUGUGCUGCAAAUCACAGAAAGUAUUGGCGAUAUGGGAGAAAUGAGAGUCGAGUUGGUGUUCUGUUUGAUCAUUGGCUGGGUUUUGGUUUACCUUUGUCUUUUUAAAGGCAUCAAAUCAUCUGGAAAGGUUGUCUAUUUCACAGCGACAUUUCCGUACUUCCUCAUGUUUGUUCUUCUCAUCAGAGGAGCCACUCUAGAAGGUGCAUCUAAAGGCGUUUCCUUCUAUUUGAAACCAAACUUUUCAAAAUUGUUGGACGCCAAUGUUUGGGUGCAAGCAGCUACUCAAAUCUGUUACUCUCUCGGCAUUGGCUUCGGAUCCCUGAUAACGUUUGGCAGCUAUAACAAAUUCGAAAAUAACUGCAUAAGAGAUGCAGUUUCUAUAUCGCUCAUUAAUUGUUUAACAAGUGUUUUUGCUGGCUUCACUAUCUUCUGUGUUCUUGGUCAUAUGGCCUUCAAACUUGGCAAAAACGUGGAGGAUGUUGUCACCUCAGGUCCGGGCCUCGUGUUCGUGGUAUAUCCAGAAGGAAUUGCUCAAAUGCCAAUUUCCCCGCUUUGGGCUUUCCUUUUCUUCUUUAUGAUUCUCACAAUUGGCCUUGACACCCAAUUCGCCAUGUUUGAAGCUGUGAUCACUGGCCUCACCGACGAAUAUCCAAAAUACCUUCGCAAAUACAAACCGGCCUUUACAGGGUUGCUUUGUUUCUUAUGCUUCCUGCUGGGGCUUCCACUCGUUACACAGGGAGGAAUGUUUGUGCUAAAUUUGUUCAACUGGCAAGCAGGAGGUGUUUCUCUGCUCUUCGUUGCCCUAUGUGAAGUUCUAACACUGUCCUAUGGCUAUGGGGCUGGCAGAUUUAUUGACGACAUGGAAUUCAUGCUCGGUAAAAGGCCCAGUGUUUGGUGGAAGUUUUGUUGGAAGUUUGCGUCUCCUCUUCUUAUCGGAGGCCUACUUAUAUUCAGUCUGGCCACGUGGACAGGGAUAAAUUAUGGAACAUAUAAAUAUCCUGACUGGGCCGAAGUCAUUGGCUGGUGUCUGGCUGCCGCUUCGAUUUUGUGGGUUCCUGGUGUGGCCAUUUACCGUAUUCUGACGACACCUGGCUCUCUUAUUGAGAGAAUACGUUAUUUAAUCAAACCAGACCAAAAUAUCCAAGACAGAGUCGAUCGUGUCCACAACAUCAAAAGAUGUCAGGCGGUGUGCUAACUCAGUUGCCUAAAUUAUAUGCUCGUUGUGUAAAUAGUGUGCGCCUGGCUGCAAUACUUUACUCUUCUUUAGCCAAUCUUUAAUUUCUUGUGUGUCUCAAAUCUUAGAGUUUCUUCAUCAAAAAUAA
This is a messenger RNA of Rhopilema esculentum, 3728 nucleotides long. Its product is annotated as sodium- and chloride-dependent GABA transporter 1. Gene Ontology annotation, cellular component: plasma membrane. Gene Ontology annotation, biological process: nitrogen compound transport; sodium ion transmembrane transport; amino acid transport. Lineage: Eukaryota; Metazoa; Cnidaria; Scyphozoa; Rhizostomeae; Rhizostomatidae. The record is from RefSeq and is a predicted model, not a curated record.